UUCGGGUUCCUCCCUCAUGCCCUCACGGCAACGGGAGCGCGAGCCCCCUCCUUUUUUUCCACAGGGGUAAGAACCAAAAGGAAAGGGCAAACUAAGAAUUGCUACCACGGGAGGGGGGGGCGGCUCCCAAAUCCGGCCCCGGCAAGCGGCAGGAGGCGGGGGUUGAUGGCCAUGAGCGAGGGCAGCUCUCCAGGGGUAACGCUUCCCGAAGCACCCGCCAGUGCGGGGGAGGGCGCGGUGGGAGACGCAGGCGCAGCCGCUCUGGCGGCGGGAACGGGAGGAAGGGCGAAACGCACGAGAGUCAAGGCAAUAAUGGAGGCGACGGACGAUCCCUUGCUGGGAAAAACGGUGGCUGUUAAGGGGUGGGUCCGCACGAAGCGAGACCAGAAGGCCUUUUCGUUCGUGGAGAUUAACGACGGUUCUUGCAUGAAGGGGGUGCAGGUCGUCAUUCCGCAGGACGUGCCUACCUACUCGGCGGUGGAGAGGCUGACGACGGGCGCGUCGGUGUCCGUUACGGGGGUCGUCGUGGAGUCCCCCGGAAAGGGGCAGCGCUUCGAGGUCAAGGCGCAAGAGGUGCACGUUGUCGGAGAGUGCCCCACCGAGUACCCCCUGCAGAAGAAGCGCCAUACCCUAGAGUUCCUCCGGGGCAUCGCGCACCUCCGCCCGCGGACCAACACCAUUGCCGCCGUCGCCAGGGUCCGUUCCGCUCUCGCCCAGGCUACCCACGACUUUUUCCGAGAGGAGGGAUUCCUGUACCUCCAGUCCCCCAUCAUCACCGCCUCCGACUGCGAGGGGGCCGGCGAGAUGUUCCGCGUCACCACUCUGCCCUCCGAGGUGUCUAAGGUGCCGACCCUUGAGGACGGCUCGACGGACUACUCCCAGGAUUUCUUCGGGAAGCCGGCGUUUCUCACCGUGUCCGGACAGCUGUCUGGGGAAACCCACGCCUGCGCGCUGGGCGACGUGUACACGUUCGGGCCCACGUUCCGCGCCGAGAACAGCCAGACGACAAGGCACCUCGCCGAGUUCUGGAUGAUCGAGCCAGAGAUGUCGUUCGCGGACCUCCGGGAUGACAUGGACAACGCGGAGGCUUUCGUGAAGCACGUGGUCUCUCACGCCAUGGAAGUGUGCGGCUCUGACCUUGAGUUCUUCAACAAGUUCUACGACAAGGAGCUUCUCCAGAGGCUCCAGAGGAUAAAGGACAAGCCUUUCGUCAGGACGGAGCACGAGCGCUGGCUGGCAGAGACGCGCUACGACACUGCCGUAUUCGUGUACGACUACCCCCGCGACAUCAAGGCCUUCUACAUGAGGGACAACGAGGACGGGAAGACGGUGGCGGCGAUGGACCUGCUCGUGCCCGGGGUUGGCGAGCUGAUUGGUGGGAGCCAGCGCGAGGAGCGACUAGAGCAGCUCGAAGCGAAGAUGGUGGAGUUCAACUUGAGCCCCGAGGACUAUUGGUGGUACAACGACCUGCGCAGGUACGGUAGCGUGCCGCACGCAGGCUACGGCCUCGGGUUCGAGCGGUUGGUUUGCUACGUCACCGGCGUGGAGAACAUCCGGGACGCCAUCGCCUUCCCGCGAUCGCCGGGCAGCGCAGAGUUUUGA
Ectocarpus siliculosus is the source of this 1602-nucleotide messenger RNA. The record is from the annotation of a GenBank genome assembly. NCBI's taxonomy places the organism in Eukaryota, Phaeophyceae, Ectocarpales, Ectocarpaceae.